AUGUCUAUCAAAGCCGCUGAGCAACUGGAACAGUUCAAACUCCAAGCGAAGCUGAAGGAAGAGAUAAGGAGACAGUUGCGCAUGGAUGAAGAACAGCGACGUCGUGAACGAGAGAGGAAACAGUUGCGCAUGGAUGAAGAACAGCGACGUCGUGAACGAGAGAGGAAACAGUUGCGCAUGGAUGAAGAACAGCGACGUCGUGAACGAGAGAGGAAACAGUUGCGCAUGGAUGAAGAACAGCGACGUCGUGAACGAGAGAGGAAACAGUUGCGCAUGGAUGAAGAACAGCGACGUCGUGAACGAGAGAGGAAACAGUUGCGCAUGGAUGAAGAACAGCGACGUCGUGAACGAGAGAGGAAACAGUUGCGCAUGGAUGAAGAACAGCGACGUCGUGAACGAGAGAGGAAACAGUUGCGCAUGGAUGAAGAACAGCGACGUCGUGAACGAGAGAGGAAACAGUUGCGCAUGGAUGAAGAACAGCGACGUCGUGAACGAGAGAGGAAACAGUUGCGCAUGGAUGAAGAACAGCGACGUCGUGAACGAGAGAGGAAACAGUUGCGCAUGGAUGAAGAACAGCGACGUCGUGAACGAGAGAGGAAACAGUUGCGCAUGGAUGAAGAACAGCGACGUCGUGAACGAGACGGGUUGUCCUUGCAGAGGAAACAGUUGCGCAUGGAUGAAGAAGAGCGACGUCGUGAACGAGAGAGGAAACAGUUGCGCAUGGAUGAAGAACAGCGACGUCGGUGA
Molecule: messenger RNA, 747 nt
Organism: Cooperia oncophora
Lineage: Eukaryota; Metazoa; Nematoda; Chromadorea; Rhabditida; Trichostrongylidae
Source: the annotation of a GenBank genome assembly